Messenger RNA from Malaya genurostris, 2750 nucleotides. RefSeq names its product ubiquitin carboxyl-terminal hydrolase 5 (gene Usp5). The transcript has 3 exons. Gene Ontology annotation, molecular function: cysteine-type deubiquitinase activity; protein binding; zinc ion binding. The coding region runs from base 140 to 2590 and encodes 816 amino acids. Lineage: Eukaryota; Metazoa; Arthropoda; Insecta; Diptera; Culicidae. The record is from RefSeq and is a predicted model, not a curated record. Gene Ontology annotation, biological process: protein deubiquitination.
AAAAGAAAAAGAACACAACAUUCACAGAUCGAACGAGAAGCAACCGCGUUUAACUGCAUCAUCUUGUUUUUUUAAACGCUCUCAGUAAAAGUGAUUUGCAGAAAAAGCAAAACCGACAAUUUGCUAAAACGGACGACAAAUGAUGGAACUGCUUCAGAAACAAAUAAACCAAAUCAAAAUCCCUUGCGCUAAUGACAAUGUGUAUAAAGAGGAGUGUGUCUACAGCUUCGAUAGUCCGGAAUCCGCCUCUGGGCUUUAUGUGAGUUUAGCCAGCUUUCUUGGAUUUGGAGAACCAUUUGCCGAAGGGUAUGCAGUGAAGACUGGAAAUAAAGUUUUCCUACAUUUGAAGCGGGACAAGAUUGCCGUAGUGGACUCUCCCGAGGAAGGCCCGGAGAAGAAGAUUACACGUCUAGCUAUUGGUGUGGAAGGUGGAUUUAAUCCGUCCGAGCAGAAGAAGUAUGAAUACAAAGAACAUUAUAAGAUAAUUAUUCUGCCGGAACGUGUUACCUUCAACUAUCCGAAUCAAGAUCUUCCGCUAAUUGUACAGAACUCUGUGGAAGCGGUGCUCAAUGCAGAAGCCGUCUCGGCGAAACGGGAACGUGAACAAUUAUCCGGAACCUGGGACGGUGAAAUCAGACAGAUUUCUCAGCAUGCGGAGAAUUUACUCCAAUUGGAUAACGGAAGGAAGAUUCCUCCCACUGGAUGGAAGUGUGCACGCUGUGAUCUGAACAAUAACUUGUGGCUCAAUCUGACGGAUGGGUCGAUACUGUGCGGUAGAAAGUUUUACGAUGGUUCCGGAGGUAACGAACAUGCAUUGAAUCACUAUCGCGAGACGAGUUAUCCGCUAGCUGUGAAACUGGGAACGAUUACUGCGGAUGGGAAGGGUGAUGUCUACAGCUAUCAGGAGGACGAUAUGGUCGAAGAUCCCUAUUUGAUAAAACACCUGGCUCACUGGGGUAUCAACGUGGGUCAGUUGGAAAAGACUGAAAAAUCCAUGAUUGAAUUGGAACUUGAUCUCAAUCAAAAGAUUGGUGAAUGGGGAAUUCUCUGCGAGAGUGCUAGUAAUUUGAAACCGAUUGCUGGUCCAGGAUUGACCGGAAUGCGUAAUCUGGGAAACUCGUGCUAUCUUAACAGUGUGAUGCAGGUAAUUUUCACGGUUCCGGACUUCAUCCGACGAUUCGUCGAUGGAGCUCCAGAUUUUUUUGAGGCUUACCCCGUUGACCCGGCUAAUGAUUUCAACAUUCAAAUGGCAAAGCUUGGAACAGGAUUAUGUAGCGGAAGAUACAGUGUUCUAACAGAAAAUAGUAUGGAUACAACAGAUUCUGGUGCUGGUAUAGCACCCACUAUGUUCAAGGCACUAAUCGGCAAAGGUCAUCCUGAUUUCUCCACCAAACAUCAGCAAGAUGCUCAGGAAUUUUUUCUGCACUUGGUAAAUACAUUGCAGAAACACAGCCGACAUCAAGUAGAUCCAGCCGAAGCACUUAAGUUCUGCAUUGAGGAUCGCGUGGAAUGUUGCUCUAGUGGAAAAGUGAUGUAUAAUCGACGCGAUGACUGGUGCCUUCCGUUGCAGAUUCCAUUGAAUCAGGCUACCAAUAUCGCAGAUGUAAAAAAGUACGAAGAUGAUUUAGCACUGGCGGAAAAAGAAGGCCGUCGACUUGAUCCGGAUGCCUUGGUACGUCCAAAAAUACCUCUCAGCGCUUGUCUAGAUGCAUUUGCUCAACCGGAAAUAGUGGAACAGUUUUACAGCACGGCCAUCAAUGCCAAAACAACUGCUAAAAAGACUACCAAAUUGGCUACCAUGCCAGAUUUCUUAAUGCUUCAUUUGAAGAAGUUUACCCUCAAGGAAGACUGGACUUCUGUCAAAUUAGACGUCGCGAUCGACAUUCCGGAAGAACUAGACCUAGAAACUCUUAGAGGAACGGGCAAGCAACCGAAUGAAGAAGAACUUCCAGAACUAGUUGGUAAGGCUCCUACUCCUCCCCCGAUGGAUCCGGCCGUCAUGGAGCAAUUGAUGGCCAUGGGGUUCCCUCCAGAAGCAUGCAAACGGGCAAUUUUUUUUACCAAAAAUACUGGUGCUGAGUCAGCUACCCAAUGGAUCAUGGAACACAUUGCCGAUGCUGAUUUUGCCUCUCCAUUCGUUCCGCCUGGCACCGAUGUCGGUAAAGACAAAGCUUCCGGAACGGUUCCGGCCUUCGUUCCAGAUCCGAUGGGACUGGAAAUGUUGAUGGGAAUGGGAUUCACUAAACUGCAGGCUAGCAAAGCUCUGAAGGAAACUCAAAACAAUACUGAAAGAGCGGUUGACUGGAUUUUUUCUCAUACAGACGAGUUGGACAGCUUAGCGCUUGGCGGUGUUCUGGAAGAGUCAACUGCGCAUGCUACUACCUCAAGUGGGCCGCAAUCUAGAGAUGGAACUGGCAAAUAUAAACUGGUGGCAUUUAUUUCACACAUGGGUACCUCGUCACAGGUCGGUCAUUACGUGUGUCACAUCCUCAAGCACGGCCAGUGGGUAAUUUUCAACGACAACAAAGUGGCGAUUUCACAGAAUCCCCCCAAGGAACUUGGAUAUUUAUAUCUGUACCAACGGAUUUAAAACCUAUCAGUAGUAAGCAACUUUCUUUCAACAAUUCGAUAAAUUGCUUCGCCGAGUGAGGCGUUGUACGGUAGAAUUUGCUAUAUGUUUCAUUCGUUCUUUACUCUUAAACCUAAUUUCUAACGCUAACUUAUUGUCAACAAUAAUAAUUAAAAUCUCA